CUCCUAAUCAUACGAGCUGUGCUAGCUGCUCACUAAGAGUUGAGGUGAGAGGAGACCACGUCCUGGUGCAGUGGUUGGCCGCCACCAACUCCCAGAAGAGCUCGCGAGCAACAGCCAGCAGCCAUGGCCACAGCCAACCGACGACCUGCAAGCGCCACGGCCACCUACUAAUUAAUCCUCUUCCAGCCACAGCUGCACCGGCGAUCGAGCAGCGCGCCACGUAGGUGCAGUUCUUGGACGUCCACGUACGGGAGAACGCGUGGUCUUGCAGUUGCCGCCUUGCCGCGACGACGACGAUGAUGGUGAUGGGCUACUUCCGGUCUCCCAAGUCCGCGUCGUCGCCGACCAAGAAGGGCAGGAGGAAGACGAAGAACUGGGGGCCGGCGCACGAGGAGGCGGACCUCCGGGAGUCGCUGCUGGACCAGCCUCCGGCGGCGGCGGCGGUGGGCGGCGUGCCCAAGGGGUACUUCGCGGUGUACGUCGGGGAGGAAUCCCGGCGGUUCGUCGUGCCCACGGGGUACCUCCAGGAGCCUGCGUUCCGGGACCUCAUGGAGCGCGCCGCCGAUGAGUUCGGCUUCGCGCAGGCCGGCGGGCUGCGCGUGCCCUGCGCCGAGGAGGACUUCGAGGACCUCCUGCGACGCCUCCAGCGCAAGAACGGCGGCGCCGGCGCCGGUAAAGGCAAGAAGACCGUCAGGUUGUAGCAGCAGAACCAGCGGUCCUUCGUGUCGCACGUAGAAAAGAUUUAGAUUUCUUCCUGUACAAUUUGCUUGGAGGGUAGAUGAGAAGAUCAGUUGAGGGUGCAGUUCUUGUACAGAGAGUGCAAGCAAGCAGCCACAUGCAUGCAUGCAUAGCAAUUAAAUUUCACGAAUUUUGGGAGUUUUGUAUAGAAACAAAAUAUCUAUUUUUGGAAUUUCUUUUCACUGGCACGUGGGACCCAUAGAACAUAGGACCAAAAAUAAUCAAAACUUUGGCGAAAUUUUACGAAUUUCGGUCUUUU
Molecule: messenger RNA, 997 nt
Organism: Phragmites australis (common reed)
Lineage: Eukaryota; Viridiplantae; Streptophyta; Magnoliopsida; Poales; Poaceae
Product: auxin-responsive protein SAUR22-like
Exons: 1
Coding region: 297-701 (134 amino acids)
Biological process (GO): response to auxin
Source: RefSeq, a predicted model, not a curated record